Darwinula stevensoni is the source of this 1105-nucleotide messenger RNA. The record is from the annotation of a GenBank genome assembly. Lineage: Eukaryota; Metazoa; Arthropoda; Ostracoda; Podocopida; Darwinulidae.
AUGAUACCUGAGUUCCCUCAGUUAUCUCGUGUAUCCCGAAGCCAGCGAAACACCUGCAUUGAUACAUGCAAAAAUGUCCUUCGGCAACACAUCGGAUCCUUUUUCCAUCGGGCGUCUAGAGCUAGACAAGGCUAUACAGAAUGCCCGCGACUGGUACCACCAACUCCUGGAUUUGGAAACAAAGCCUUCAAGCUUGAUCCAGAAACGAGACAUCACAUGGACGAAGAACCGCUUGCAAAACAUAUUGCGCACUGUCGAGUGGGACCUCGAAGACCUCGAGACAUCAUACGAAAUGAGCAAGAGGAAUGCUAAGAUGCUGCAUCUGGACGAAAAGACGCUGCAGAACCGAAAGCAAUACGUCGACGAGAUCAAGGCCGAAAUCGCCUCCAUGAAGGACAGGUUCAAUCUACCCAAACGCUCCGACAACUCCAUUCGGCUGCCCCUUCUCAGCAGCGGACUCAGAGACAAUGUGGGAAUGUAUCAGAGCAAGGAGAAUCAUGUACCAAUGGACCAUGAUGAGGUUGACUUAUGGACUGCCCCAAACUCUAGCCAAACUUCUCCUGACUCACCUAGCUCAUUUUUGUCAGCGGAACCGCCAGGAUACAAUGUCGAGGCUGAUAAGGUUUUGGAGCUUAUCUCUCAAGUGAUUCAGCAUCGCAUGCAUGCCAUGAAUGACCUCACCGAUCGUUGCGCAGUGGGACUAAAGCGAUCAAGAGAGGAUGUCUGUCAGCAACACGCUCGAUCCUUUCCCCCUGGGGCGCGGGGAAUCUCACUUUUCUUUAGGGAGUUGGAUAAGGCACUGCAUAAUGCCCGGGACAUGUACCACAAACUCCUGGACUUGGAGACAAAACCUUCAAAUUUGGUUAAAAAAGGAGAGAUGUCAUGGGCGAAAAAUGGCUUUGAAAAAAUUAUCCGCGCCGUCGAGUGGGACGUCGAAGACCUGGAAGACUCAUACGAAAUGGGCAAAAGGAAUGCAAAGUCUUUGAAACUUGACGAGAAGGUGCUGCAGGAGAGGAAGCGAUACAUCGACGAGGUCAGGGCGGAAGUCGUCUCCAUGAAGAUCAGGUUCAGCAUGCCCGAACGCCCCGAAAACCCUCAAAUAGAG